Messenger RNA from Mesorhabditis belari, 1485 nucleotides. NCBI's taxonomy places the organism in Eukaryota, Metazoa, Nematoda, Chromadorea, Rhabditida, Rhabditidae. The record is from the annotation of a GenBank genome assembly.
AUGAAAUUACCUCUACUUUUCAUCGUUGGCUCGUUAUCGAUUUCAUAUGGAACUCCAGUGAAAGAAGAGAUGAUUCAUGUGAAUCGGGUGCUCGACAAUCAGCAAUACAUUCGACCAUGUUACUUCACAAAUUGGGCUCAAUACAGACAAGGCCGUGGGAAGUACGCUCCCAGCAAUUAUGUGCCCGGCUUGUGCACUCAUAUACUUUAUGCUUUUGGGUGGAUGAACGCGGAUUACACAGUGAGAGCCUAUGAUGACUCGGAUUUACCAUCGGAUUGGGGAGGCCCAGGACAGUACGCAUUGGUAAACCAAUUGAAGACGAUCGAUCCGAACCUGAAAACUCUUCUCUCGUUUGGUGGAUGGACUUUCGGAACAAGUCUCUUUGAGGGAAUGUCCUCGAGUCCAACAAACCGUGCAACUUUCAUCAACUCUGUUCUUCGUUUCGUGCGACAGUAUAACUUUGAUGGGAUUGAUAUAGAUUGGGAAUACCCGACAAAUCACAUGGCUCAAUAUACUGCUGUUAUGCAGGAGUUGCGCCAAUCAGUGGAUGCUGAGGGACGGCUUUCCGGAAAGCCGAAAUUGUUGAUGACUGCAGCUGUGGCAGCUGGUGCUAGCAAUAUGGACGGAUACGAUGUCCCAAAUAUUGCCAAUGCUCUCGAUUUCAUUAAUUUGAUGUCCUAUGAUUUUUGGGGUGCUUGGGAUGGUGAGACUGGAAUGAAUUCUCCACUUUAUGGAAGAGCUGGAUUGUCUGCUGAUAAACAAAAGUGGAAUACGGAUUGGGCAGCAAACGAAUGGGCUCGACGAGGAAUGCCCAAGAACAAGAUCGUCAUCGGAAUUGGCCCGUACGGGAGAGGAUGGACGCUUGCUAAUCCAAACAACAUCCAACCGGGUUCCACCGGCAAUUCUCCAGCUCCCGCACUCCCAUACUCACAACAAGCUGGCAUCGCGACUUAUUAUGAAAUUUGUGAAAUGUUGGCCCAAGGAGGGAAAAGAUAUUGGCAUAGCGAGCAUCAAGUGCCCUGGUUGGUCUAUCAGAAUCAAUGGUGGAGCUAUGAUGAUGCAGAAUCAGUUAAAAACAAAUGUGAUUACAUUAAAGCCAACGGAUUUGGCGGUGCAAUGGUUUGGGCACUGGAUUUGGACGAUUUCAAUGGUCAAUGCUCAAACGGUGGUGGAGUCGUUUUCCCGGUGAUUGGGACGAUUGCAAGGGAAUUGGGCGGGCAAAUCAUUCAUGGCAAUACUGGAACGAUGCCUCCAAUCACGAAAGGACCCCCACAAACACAACCGACUCAAGGGCCCCCACCAACCGGCUCUGGACCUUUCUCGUGUAAUGGUAUCCCUGACGGUUUCUAUUCUGAUCCAGCUGAUUGUACGGGUUUCUAUCGAUGUGUCAAUGGUCAACCAAAUCAUUUCACUUGUCCAUCGGGCACUUAUUGGCAUGAGGAUCAAUUGGAUUGUGAUUAUGGGAAACCGACAAGUGGAUGUAAA